Messenger RNA from Agrilus planipennis (emerald ash borer), 1249 nucleotides. RefSeq names its product aminomethyltransferase, mitochondrial. Lineage: Eukaryota; Metazoa; Arthropoda; Insecta; Coleoptera; Buprestidae. Gene Ontology annotation, molecular function: aminomethyltransferase activity; protein binding. Gene Ontology annotation, biological process: glycine catabolic process. Gene Ontology annotation, cellular component: mitochondrion. The record is from RefSeq and is a predicted model, not a curated record. The coding region runs from base 18 to 1232 and encodes 404 amino acids. The transcript is spliced from 4 exons.
UGAACUGUAGCGACAAGAUGUUGUUGAAGCGCGUGGCAAUUAAACUUCGCAGAAACUAUUUCGUCAGGCAUUUUUCGGUGGAAAGGGGAUCGAAAACAGCCCUGUUCGAUUUCCACUUGGAAAAUGGGGGUAAAAUGGUGAAUUUUGGCGGCUACGUCCUACCUUUACAAUACACCGAUCAGAGUAUUGUACAAUCGCACUUACACACAAGAAAAAAAGCUUCCCUGUUUGAUGUUUCUCAUAUGUUACAAACCGAAUUAACUGGGUCGGAUUGCGUUCAAUUUUUCGAAAAACUUUGCACGUCUGAUCUUAACAAUUUACAAAACGAUGCUGCUACCCUAACAGUUUUCACGAAUCACAGGGGUGGAAUCAUAGACGACCUGAUCGUCACCAAAAUUAAUCAGAAUCAUCUUUACAUCGUUUCGAACGCUGCCAGAAAAGAGAACGAUAAAAAUUUGAUGAUCAAGGCUCUAGAAAAUUAUAAAUCGCAAAACCCUAAAUCGGAUAUCACAUUGCAUUUUUUCGAACCCAAAGACAGAUCCUUGUUGGCUCUGCAAGGUCCUGCAGCUGCCGAGGUCCUUCAACAAGAAACAGACGUAAAUUUAUCGAAAUUGUAUUUCAUGCAGUCUACCACAGCAACGGUGGCUGGUUGUGGGUUAUGUAGGGUGACCAGAUGCGGAUACACUGGCGAAGAUGGCUUUGAAAUAUCCAUCCCAUCGUUCACGACAGUGGACGUAGCCAAAGAACUCGUCAAGAACGACUCAGUAAAACUUGCAGGUCUAGGAGCUAGGGAUUCGUUAAGGUUAGAGGCCGGUCUUUGUCUGUACGGAAACGAUAUAACGGAAGACACGACUCCAAUCGAAGCAGGUCUUACAUGGUUAGUGUCGAAAUCGCGUAGAGAACGCGGGGAUUUCCCCGGAGCCGAAAUUAUAGUGAAACAAAUUAAGGAAGGGGUUACCCGGAAAAGGGUGGGGUUGGUAAUAAAGGCGGGAGGACCACCUGCGAGACACGACGCCCCUAUAUUGUCCCGAGAUGGUUUGGAAGAACUGGGUGUAGUCACUUCCGGUUGCCCCGCUCCGUCUUUGGGCGUUAAUAUUGCCAUGGGGUAUGUUCCAACUGAGUAUAGUAAAGUUGGAACUCGGGUAUGUCUUAAAGUAAGAGACAAGGUUUAUGAGGCCGAAGUUACCAAGAUGCCUUUCGUAAAGAGUAAUUAUUACUCAAAACCCAAGUAAUAAAUAAUAACAUUAUC